Hippocampus comes (tiger tail seahorse) is the source of this 3635-nucleotide messenger RNA. It is a transcript of the gene znf341, whose product is annotated as zinc finger protein 341. Gene Ontology annotation, biological process: regulation of transcription by RNA polymerase II. The record is from RefSeq and is a predicted model, not a curated record. The transcript has 16 exons. The coding region runs from base 33 to 2681 and encodes 882 amino acids. Lineage: Eukaryota; Metazoa; Chordata; Actinopteri; Syngnathiformes; Syngnathidae. Gene Ontology annotation, cellular component: nucleus. Gene Ontology annotation, molecular function: RNA polymerase II cis-regulatory region sequence-specific DNA binding; DNA-binding transcription activator activity, RNA polymerase II-specific.
GCGCUUCCAAUUCAGCAGACUCUGCUAGUCAAAUGCCGAUCACGCAGUUGAAGAACCGCAAAAUGGCGCAGGCUAUAUUUGAGGUACUUGAAGGCAUGGACAAUCAGACAGUACUGGCGGUCCAAUCAUUGCUGGACGGUCAAGGAGGUGUUCCUGACCCAAACAACCAAAACGUCUCCGGCACACCAACUAUCCAGUCUAUGGAUGACGAAGAUGUGUUCUUGUGCGGGAAGUGUAAGAAGCAGUUCAAUUCCCUGCCGGCCUUCAUGGCACACAAACGGGAGCAGUGCCAGUCGAGUGCCCCCUCCCUGUCCACUGUGUCUUUGGCCUCCACCAAUGCUUACACACCGGUUCCCUCCAUCACGUCAGGACCUCAAACUAAUGCCAACAGGCAGGUGUCCACCUACAUCACAGUUCCACCCUCCCCUCUAACACACACGCUGGUUCAAGGAAACGUGCUGGUCAGUGAUGACAUUCUUAUGUCUGCCAUCUCAGCGUUCACCUCCAUUGACCAGCCAAUGACCGCCAUGCAAACGCCCGUACAGAGUAACCCAAGCAUGCACACAACUGGUGUAUCAUAUCUUCAGCACCACCACCACCACCACCAUCAUUCUCAUCAUCCUCAACAGCAGCCCUGCCACACACUUGCUCCGAGCCAGACGCCGGCCCACCCGCCGCCGGCAGGACAACCCAGCCAGCAGCCUCUCACCUCUUCGCAUGUCCCCGCCAACCACGGCAACUCGGUAGUUCAGGUCUACAGCACGCUGCCCCACAUGGUCGGUGGCGGUAGUGCGGAGAUUCACGCACUGAAUCUGCAUCCAUUCCAUCCUGUACAAGUGCCCAGUCAGUGUGUGGAGAGCCAAUCAUUCACCACGCCUCCUGUCUACAGUCCGGGAAAGCUGGGCAUCAAAACAAAGACGUGCAGCAUCACCACCAACACAACAGAGUUGGGCGAGUUUGAAAAACUCAUUGGCCCCAAACGACCAACAAGUAGCAAAAAAAGUGCAGAUGGUGUCGUAGCAGAGUCGCUGAAAUCCAAAGGACCGAAGCUGAAGUGUAAUUUCUGUGACAAAAUCUUCUCCAAAAACUUUGACCUUCAGCAGCACAUUAGGAGUCAUACAGGAGAGAAACCAUUUCAAUGUAUCGUUUGCGGUCGAGCCUUCGCCCAAAAGUCCAAUGUGAAGAAACAUAUGCAGACACACAAGGUGUGGCCCAUGGGCGUGGCCAGCACGGUGUCAAGGCUGCCAGUCACUGUAAAGGUCGUGCCGGUGUCAGCCAAUGCGGAGGCGGCCGGCGGGGAUCAGCAGCAUCAGCAGCAGUGUGACCAGGAGGAGGCGGACCCCCAGCACCAGGCAAUGCAGGAAGACGACACAGCCCCAAUGGCUUUGGCCACAGAAACAUCAGGGGAAGCUGAGGAAAGCGUAUCAGAGGCCCAGGCUGAUGUGGAGAGCACUUGCGGCGAGUCUCUGACCUCUCAGCCUCCGAACCAAGAGAGUCCAGCUCAGACGAAACAGAUUGUGGUGGUCGACAGCUCCUACCAGUGCCAGUUCUGCUCGAGCAAGUUCAAGACAUACUUCCAGCUCAAAUCCCACAUGACCCAACACAAGGGGGAGCAGGUUUACAAGUGUGUGCUCAAGUCCUGCUCCCAGACCUUCCAGAAACUGGAUCAGUUCCUGGAGCACAUCAGGACUCACCAGGAGCAGCUGACCUACCGCUGUCACCUCUGCAGCAAGGUGUUCCCCUCUCUGUUUGAACUGGGAGUCCACCAGUACUCCCACUGUUUCUGCCCGCAGCAGAACACACGCAAGGAAACCACAUUCUACAGGUGUGUGAAAUGUCAAAGCAAAUAUUCUACCCAAGAAGCUCUGGAGCAACACCUACUGACAGCCUCACACAACUUCCCAUGCCCACACUGUCAAAAGGUGUUCCCAUGCGAGAGGUACUUCAGACGCCAUCUACCCACUCAUGGUGUUGGAGGGAGGUUUAAGUGUCACAUCUGCAAGAAAGUCUUCAAGACAGAACACUACCUCAAACUACACACAAGGAUUCACUCGGGUGAGAAGCCGUACAAAUGUUCCGUGUGUGAAGCCACUUUCAACAGGAAGGACAAAGUCAAGCGCCACAUGCUCAUUCAUGAACCCUUUAAAAAAUACAAGUGUCCUUUCAGGACUCAUGUAGGUUGCACGAAAGAAUUCAACAGACCGGACAAGCUAAAGGCACACAUUCUGUCACAUUCAGGCAUCAAGCCCUUCAAGUGUCUCUUCUGUCAGAAGGCGUUCAGUCGCAGGGCUCACAUGCUGGAGCACCAGCAGUCCCACACGGACAAUUAUCGCUUCCGGUGCUCCGCUUGCAACAAAGGCUUCUCCAGACAGAGUUACUAUAGAGACCACAAAUGUUCAGGGGCGGGGACCGACAAGAGACAAGAAGGCGAAACCGCAGAGGAAUACGUGGGGCGAGACAGAGGGGACGAGCGAGCCGGGAGAAGGAGCUGCGCUCGUUUUACGAGGCAGGCGGGGAGAUUAAGGACUGCCAGACAUGAGGUUCGGGAAGAAGACAACCAGGAGGAGGCGGGAACAGACGCGGAUGAUGGAGAGCGGGACUCAACAGAUGACGGCGGUCAAGCUACGGUGGCCAUGGCUGCCAUCGAAGUUGAGGGGAUUGAAGGAGAUGCAUCACAGUAGAUAUCUAGAGCCACUCCUGAACCUGUUUCCUCCUACCCUAUGUUUGGGGAUUUUAAGAAUCAAUCAGGAAAUGUUUACUGGAUGUCCAAUGAAUAUUUUGUUUUAUAUUAAAACAUUAAAAAUGAAACUAUACAUGCUUAUAAACAAUAAUGUGAGCAUUAGUCUUUAAUCCGCUUGACUCACUUUGUUUCUUCUACAUGGGUAGGGCAGGAACUCCCAUUUAUUUUUAUAGGUUUGAGUUGCACACCAUGCACAGAACAAAACACACACACGUGAACUAGUUCCCUGUGCUGUGUGCAACACAACAUACAUCGUCUUUUUCCUAUUGAGUCAUUAUUACUAUAAUAAAUUAGAUUUCAUUUCCUAGUCAAAAACCUAAGCACGCUUAUAAUCCCUUCAUUAUAUAAUAACGAAGGGAUCAAUGACUGGCUUUAGUACAAACUGAAUCUGACACAAAAGUCUAAGAUUUGAAGAGAAAACAAAAGAACCCCCAAACUGAUGGAAAUUUUUUUUGGGGGGGUGGGGGGGUGGAGGUGCACUAAUUCUCAUCCCUGCAGCCCCAGCUCCUUUUCAUGGUUUAGAAUCUGACCAAAAGAUGCCUUCUUGUGGCCAGGCUGACACACAAACACACACAUUGUGUGUGUAAAUGGUUGUUAGAGGAAAAAUGCAUGAAUAUAUUUGUCAGAUUAAGUUAAAGGUAAAAAGUAGUAACAUUGGGAAAAAAACAAACCAAUCACGGACAUCUUCCGCGGUGGUUACAUUAACAUAUAUUGUGACUGAAGUAGAUAUACUACACACGAGACUAAACACACAGCUUUGAUUUAAUUUUUUUAAUUUAAUUAAGGUGACCAUUUAAUUCUCCCCCACCCCACGUUUCAUAAACAUCAGAAAUUAGAAAUGGGAAGGAAAAAUAUAGUGAUACUAUAAACCUCUUAUUUUUUUCAAUUAUGAAAG